This is a messenger RNA of Striga asiatica, 513 nucleotides long. NCBI's taxonomy places the organism in Eukaryota, Viridiplantae, Streptophyta, Magnoliopsida, Lamiales, Orobanchaceae. The record is from the annotation of a GenBank genome assembly.
AUGAAAUGUCAGUUUUCAAUUUUCAUACAAGCUGAAGUCACUCUUAUCGUUGCUUCACAAUCAAAAAUUGAAAAGGGACCAACAUCACUAAACGAUAAAUCAAUUAUUGAUUCAAUUCCAGCAACUCCACUUGGCCAACAAGUUCAUAUCGGUCAAACAAUGCAUUACAAAAGCUUAUUUAUCUUAAAAUGGUAUCCAAGCACCAAGCCUUCACUAACUGAGAUUGAGAUGGAGGCUACCUUUAAUGAUUUCGGCGUGGGAAGCAUACAUUUUCUUUGCUUAGCAAAUGCUAACUAUGACAAUGCAAUUGAUAUCAUGACAAAGUCGAUCAAAUUAUAUCUGAAUGGGGCAGCAACAAACACAACAGACAGAGCGUUAGCCACUAUUCUGACCAUCUUAUUCCUCAUUCAGGAAAAUAGGACCAAGGACAGCUUGUACAGGGAUAAGGUGCAAACUCCUAGAAGUUUAUAUAAAGUAACAGUACUAAGAAGCAUAGUUGAAUGCAUACUCCAC